AUGUCAUUGAAUGACGAACUGAUAGACAAAGGGUAUAACAUUUAUAUGGAUAACUGGUUUUCCAGUUCUGACUUGUUUCAGGAGAACAAAUGCCUGUGGGACGGUCCACGCUUUCAGGAGGAACAUGCCCCUCCAUCUUUGAAAGCCGAAACUAACUUGAGAAAGGAGAAUUUGCAUACGGAUAGUGGUCUCCUGGCGUUGGUCUGGCGAGACAGAAAGUCCGUGACUAUGCUGAAUACGAUGCACUCUGCUGCAAUGUCUGAAACUGGCAAACGGAAUCGUGCGGGGGACCCCAUCAUAAAACCUGAUGUUGUACUGGACUACAACAGAGCAAUGAGUGGGGUGGAUAGAUCCGAUCAGCUGGCCACAACGCACAAAUCUGCACAAAGAUUCGGAAAAUGGUACAAAAAAGUAUUUUUGUACCUUGUGUAUAUGGCACUCAUGAACACACAUCUGAUCUGUGUGGCAAAUGCCGGGUGGCGAAGCAACUUGAUUCGCAUUUCGCGAGGCUUUGAUAAAUGA
Messenger RNA from Octopus sinensis (East Asian common octopus), 522 nucleotides. RefSeq lists its product as uncharacterized. The coding region runs from base 1 to 522 and encodes 173 amino acids. Lineage: Eukaryota; Metazoa; Mollusca; Cephalopoda; Octopoda; Octopodidae. The transcript has a single exon. The record is from RefSeq and is a predicted model, not a curated record.